Messenger RNA from Plutella xylostella (diamondback moth), 2172 nucleotides. Its product is annotated as G-protein coupled receptor Mth2. Gene Ontology annotation, cellular component: plasma membrane. Gene Ontology annotation, molecular function: G protein-coupled peptide receptor activity. The record is from RefSeq and is a predicted model, not a curated record. Gene Ontology annotation, biological process: G protein-coupled receptor signaling pathway; cell surface receptor signaling pathway. Lineage: Eukaryota; Metazoa; Arthropoda; Insecta; Lepidoptera; Plutellidae.
UAUGAGUAUUGUAGUUUUAUUUAUAGGGAUGGAAAUUUUCAACAUAUUAAUUAUAAAUUAUAACACACUUAUAACCAUACGGUACUAGAAUUAUUUCAGCACAGGUGGUUGUGUUUACAGUAGAGUGUGGCUCGCGGCGGCGCGGCCGGCCGGCGAGCGCGGCAGUCCACCCGCCACUCGGCCGCGACCCACUGCCCAAACCAGCCUCUUAUCAUCGCUUAUCGUAACACAACUCCGCACACCGCAUUACCUCAACCGCCAACUGAUAACAAACACCUCAGAACUGUCUUCACACUAUCUUACGUUUAUUGCUCACUUCGGACGAAAGUGUGAGUAAUUAUCAUGACAACAAUGAUUUGAGCUAAACAGUAACUGUAAAUUUUCAUUAGAAAUGGGGAAGCUUGUGAUUUUAAUAGUGUUCCACGCAUUCCUGUGGUGUGUGAAGUGUGGCCCGUGCAGCAAGAUCGAGAGUGUGGACAUCACGGGGGCGGUGCGACUGGACAAUGGAUCAGUGUUGUCUGGAGGUUUGGAGUACUCGAGUGAGGAGUGGUACGAGGAAACCAAGGAUGGUGCGACGAUGCUGCUCGGCUGUCCUUGCUUGAAGCGCACUUGCGUGUGGAAGUGUUGCGGGGACGGAGAGGCGUUCUUCGGUCGAUCCUGUAACGCCACCGACGCGUCGGAAGUGAACCCUUUCAGUCCUCCCGUGUACAAUGGGACGGCCGCCCUGGACGUGGAGGCUCAUGAUCUGUUCUUCUACAUGCACACAGCCAUGGGCGACGUGUGUGAGGACCGGUACCUCGUGGACCCUGGCGCCAGCAACGAGCAGAUCUAUAUUCAACAGAAUGGCAGUCUGUUCGAGGUGGCGCCCCACGGCUCGCAGUGGCACCGGGGGCCGCGAUACUGCGUGGACUACGCCGCUGCGGAGGCGCCGCGCCUGGUGGCAGCCGUCUGCUACCCCGAGGAGGCGUCUGCUGACGACGGCGCCGUGCUCUACAUCGCCUAUGCUAUCGGCAUGCUGCUGUCAGUCCCGUUCCUGCUGGCCACAUUCCUCGUCUACGCAUUUCUGCCGGAGCUGCGGAACCUGCACGGGCUGUGUCUGAUGGCGUACUGCGGCGGGCUGAUCGUGGCCUACUCCCUGCUGGCCUACCUGAAGCUGCACACCGGGGAGGUGGGCGUGGCCAUGGGCGGCUGCCUCGCUAUUGCAUUCGUCGUGUACUACGCGUUUCAGUCGAGCUUCUUCUGGCUGAAUGUUAUGUGUUUCGACAUCUGGAGAACUUUCAGAUCCGCCAUGCCGAAUCCGUCUUGUGCCGCCACCAAACUUGGGUACCGCGGCGGAGGCACCAGCAAGCGGCGGGAGCUGAAGCGGUUCCUAUGGUACGGCAGCUACGCCUGGGGCGUCCCACUGGCGCUGACGGCCGCCACCGCCACCGCGCACUUCGCCCCCGAGGUGCCCAGCGGCUUCCUGCGACCACACCUGGGGGUCAGGCGCUGCUGGUUCCAUGACUGGUCGAGCGAGCUGGCGUACUUCUUCAGCCCGGUGCUGGCGCUGGUGGUGGCGAACCUGGCGCUGUUCGCGGUGACCGCGCACCGCAUUCGCUCCAUCAAGCAGGAGACCGCCAUCCUGAAGGGAUCAGAGUCCGCGCGCAGCGACAAGCUUAAGCGAGAUAAGCAACGAUACGGCCUCUACUUGAAACUAUUCAUGGUGAUGGGCGUGAACUGGACGGUGGAGCUGGUGGGCUUCGCGGUGGGCGGCUCCAACUGGUACUGGGCGCUCGUGGACCUGUCCAACGUGCUUCUGGGGCCCUUCAUCUUCGUCAUCUUCGUGUGGAAGAGCAAAGUGCGCAAUCUGAUUAGGAAGAGAUACCGCAGCAUGAGGGGGGUGCGCGCGUCCAGCGCCGGCCCCACCGACGACACUCGCGUCACCUCCGUGUCCGCCUCGGAAGACGUCACCCUGCGACUGAAGGACAUGCGCUGAACUGUCGUCACGUGGGUUCUACAUGCUACAGAGACAUCAUGAACAAACCAAAGAGAUUGUCAUCACAUAGUAAUACAUGACUGCCUGUAUUGCAAUUAUUUUUUAAAGUUAUUAACGUAAGAUUAAGUAUAAGGCUUAUUAAUUAAUUACGUCUCGCUAAGUUUGAAAUGUUUUAUUUACCGUUGCUCCCAGUAUUU